This is a messenger RNA of Halichondria panicea, 1266 nucleotides long. RefSeq names its product N-acylethanolamine-hydrolyzing acid amidase-like. The record is from RefSeq and is a predicted model, not a curated record. The coding region runs from base 41 to 1126 and encodes 361 amino acids. The transcript has a single exon. NCBI's taxonomy places the organism in Eukaryota, Metazoa, Porifera, Demospongiae, Suberitida, Halichondriidae. Gene Ontology annotation, molecular function: hydrolase activity, acting on carbon-nitrogen (but not peptide) bonds.
AUUACCUCAUGAAUAAAUAAAUAAGUACAUAAUAUUUUGUAUGAAUAGAGCUAGCUAUUGCAUGCAGAGAAUGAAUUGUUUCAGCCUGCUACUGUUGCUGUUCUGCUCAGCCUACGUUGCAUCAGAGAGUACUCUCCCUGCUAAGAAGUACAGCAUCAAUUUGGAUGUGGAGGCAAGCCAAAGGUGGAAUCAAGUAGCCAUUGAUCAUGCAUCAGCCAUUACAGAGCUCCUGUCCCAAGUUGUGGGCCGUCUUCCUGAAGCUGUUGUCAAGCUUGUGAAUGUAAUGAAUAUCAAUGUCGCUGAUCUCCUUCCAUACCCAUACGGGGUAGAGCUGGCCGGGUUGGCACGGGUUGCGAAUGUGUCUGAAAAAGAUGCUCUCUUGGCGAACAUGAUAUAUGAGCUAACUGCAUACAAUCGAUCCGGUGCCGCUAAAGCUUGUACUAGCAUUGUCACAGAAACAGCCGAUGGAAAUGUUAUACACGCACGGAAUUUUGACUACGGUUUUUCGAGUGUUCUCCGAGAUUUGGUGAUCGAAGUUGACUUCAUGGAGAACGGGAAGGUUGUGUACACUGGGACUACAUUUGCUGGUCUAGUUGGUCUGCCUUCUGCUAUGAAACCAUCUGGUUUCACCAUCUCAAUCGAUGAGAGGAACAGUGGUACUAUUUGGGAGAAUGCUUUUGAAGGUCUUAUUGCUGGCACACACGGUAUUGCUCAUCUUGUUGUUCGAGACCUAGUCGCUAAUCCACUGUAUGAUUUCAAGAUGGCUGUCCAAUCUCUUGCAAGCACUUCGCUCAUUACAAGCAUCUAUGCUAUUAUGAGUGGACCUGGUCAGGGGGUGGUGAUGACACAUGGACGUCCCAGUGUCAUCGAUACGUGGUGGUUGGGUACGAAUAAUACGUGGUUUCUAGUAGAGACGAAUUACGAUCACUGGAAGGCUCCUCCCGCCAUGGAUGAUAGAAGAGAUGUGGCUAUCAAAGGAAUGAUGACUACUGGCAAAGCGAAGAUGUCUGUAUCAACCGUUGUGGAUGUUUUAUCGAUUCCUCCUGUUUUGAAUCCAGGAACUAUCUUUACUAAUGUAAUGUCUGUUAUGCCUGAGCAUUACGAGUCCUGGGUGCGAGUGCCAUAGUACGGUGGACUGAAUACAAUUGAAAGCGUACUGUUGUUAUUUUUGUAACAUGUACGUGUUAUUGUUGUUUUAGCUGUACAAAUGAUUGUUGUUUUAGCUGUACAAAUGAUUAUAAUUAUGAUGCCAUUAGAGGCAAGUGA